This is a messenger RNA of Cryphonectria parasitica EP155, 1938 nucleotides long. RefSeq names its product P-loop containing nucleoside triphosphate hydrolase protein. NCBI's taxonomy places the organism in Eukaryota, Fungi, Ascomycota, Sordariomycetes, Diaporthales, Cryphonectriaceae. Bases 1 to 1938 code for a protein of 645 amino acids. Gene Ontology annotation, molecular function: ATP hydrolysis activity; ATP binding; ABC-type transporter activity. Gene Ontology annotation, cellular component: membrane. The transcript is spliced from 5 exons. The record is from RefSeq and is a predicted model, not a curated record.
AUGGCGAGCAGCGGACGAGGAGCCUACAGCUCCGAAGGCGAGUCAGCCGUCGUCAAGGAGUCCAAGUACAUCGACGUCGAGCUGCACGCCGCCACCGAGGCCCACCUGCGGAACACAACGGUGAACAACAUCUCGUGGCGCGGCGUCACCGUCACUGUCAAGGACAGGGUGACAAAACAGCCCAAGGUGAUUGUGGAUAAUGUCGAGGGUCAUGUGCAAGCUGGCGAGAUACUUGCCCUGAUGGGCCCGUCCGGAUGCGGCAAGACAACCCUCCUCAACGUGCUAGCCUCCCGUGGCACAGGAGCCGCUAAGGUCAGCGGCGGGCUCCUCGUCAACGGCGCCGUGCCCUCCCCAGCAGCAUUCCGGCAGCUGAGCCGCUUCGUCGAGCAGGACGACGCCCUCAUCGGGUCGCUGACGGUGCGCGAGACCCUGGCCUUUGCCUCCAGGCUGUCGGGGGGCACAGAAGCCUCCUCGUCGCUGACGAGGCGGGAGAGGGCGGCGCGGGUGGACGGCUUGGUGGAUGCGUUUGGACUGCGCGAGCAGGCGGACACCAUUAUUGGCACGCCGAUCCGGAAGGGAAUCAGCGGUGGGCAGAAGCGGAGGGUUGGGAUUGCUAGCCAGCUUAUUACUAGCCCUCGGAUUCUGUUCCUGGAUGAGCCUACGAGUGGGUUGGACUCUGUGGCUAGUUUCGAGGUUAUUAGUUACCUAAAGGGGGUUGCUAAGCGGAACAAUCUCAUCGUCGUGGCCAGCAUACACCAGCCGUCCACCUCGACAUUCAACCUCUUCGACAAGCUCAUGCUCCUCUCAGGCGGCAAGACACACUAUUUCGGCCCCGUUCAUGCCCUUGGUCCGUAUUACGAGUUCGCAGGCCAUCCUCUUCCCCUCCACGUCAACCCAGCCGAGUUCCUCCUGGAGCAGGUCAACAUCGACUUCACCUCAGACAGGAGUGGAGGAAGACAGCCAUCCCAGCGCCGCCUGGGUGCCAUGCAGCAGACUUGGGCGUCCUCACCCCUGGCUGAGCACCUGUCCAAUGUCAUCAGGGGCAGCACCUCCUCCCUCGACAUGGUGGUCGUGGAGGAGACGAAGCCUGGGUUCGCGAGCCUGGUGCUGACCCUGCUUCACCGGUCGUUUAUCAAGAGUUAUCGUGAUGUGAUUGCUUAUGGUGUGCGGGUGGCCAUGUACCUUGGGCUGGCCAUCAUGAUGGGGACAGUGUGGGUUCGGCUCAAGACGGAGCAGGAGUAUAUCCAGCCCUAUAUCAACGCCAUUUUCUUUGGCGGAGCCUUCAUGUCCUUCAUGGCAGUAGCCUACGUCCCCGCCUUCAUCGAGGACCGCAACCAAUACGUCAAGGAGUUCCACAACGGCCUGUACGGCGCGGCCGAGCUCGUCGUGUCCAACUUCCUCAUCGGCAUCCCCUACCUCUUCCUCAUCGCGCUCGGCUUCUCCGCCAUCUCCUACUGGCUGUCCAACUUCCAGCCCACGGCGGCCGCCUUCUUCACCUGGGUCAUGUGGGUCUUCCUCGACCUCCUCGCCGCCGAGGGCCUCGUCGUGCUCGUGUCCAGCCUGUUUCCCAACUUCGUCGUCGCCCUCGCCCUGGUGGCCUUUGCCAACGGGCUCUGGAUGUGCGUCAACGGGUUCAUGGUCUCGCCCACCGUGCUCAACGUCUUUUACAAGUACGUCUUUAGCUACUGGGACUACCAAAAGUAUGUCUUUGAGGGCAUGAUGGUCAACGAGUUCCACGGGCGGGCGUACUCGUGUGGUGCCGGGUGCAACUGCAUGUACCAGACCGCGCUGGCGGACCGGUGCUUGAUUGCCGGCGACGGCGUGCUGGCGCAGUAUGGGUAUGAGGCUGGUUAUCUGGGCAAGAAUGUGGGCAUCAUGAUUGGGAUUAUUGCUGGGUAUCGUAUUGCUGCUUGGCUGGCUCUGGUGUGGAGGAGGUGA